CGUUUGUGCCGCCCUGCAGAGAAGCUGUGGAUGGCUCCAGAGCUGCUCAGGAUGGAGUGUCCUCCUCCUCAGGGAACCCAGAAAGGAGACGUCUACAGCUUCGGCAUCAUCCUCCAGGAGGUGGCGCUUCGACGAGGAGCCUUCUACCUGGAGGGAGACCCGCUCAGCCCUAAAGAGAUCGUGGACCGCGUGAUUCUGGGGGAGUGGCCCUGCCUAAGGCCGACCAUCGACUCGCAGAGUGACCGCCCCGAGCUGGGUCAGCUGAUGGAGCGCUGCUGGGCCGAAGAGCCGACGGAGAGACCCGAGUUCAACCAGAUCCGAGUGCUGCUGCGCAAACAGAACAAGGAGUCACGGACCAACAUCCUGGACAACCUCCUGUCCCGGAUGGAGCAGUACGCCAACAACCUGGAGGAGCUGGUGGAGGAGCGAACGCAGGCGUACCACGAGGAGAAACGCAAGGCCGAAGCCCUGCUGUACCAGAUACUACCACAUUCGGUGGCCGAGCAGCUGAAGCGUGGAGAGACGGUUCAGGCUGAAGCCUUCGACUCGGUCACCAUCUACUUCAGCGACAUCGUGGGCUUCACCACCAUCUCCGCAGAGAGCACGCCGAUGGAGGUGGUGACACUGCUCAACGACCUCUACACCUGCUUCGACGCCAUCAUCGACAACUUUGACGUUUACAAGGUGGAGACCAUCGGCGACGCCUACAUGGUGGUGUCGGGGCUGCCGGUGAGGAACGGGAAGCUGCACGGCCGAGAGAUCGCCCGCAUGGCGCUCGCCCUGCUGGACGCCGUCAGAGCCUUCAAGAUCCGCCAUCGACCCGAGCAACAGCUAAAGCUGAGGAUCGGCAUUCACAGCGGUCCCGUGUGUGCGGGCGUGGUUGGUCUGAAGAUGCCUCGGUACUGCCUGUUUGGCGACACCGUCAACACGUCAUCACGUAUGGAGUCCACUGGCGAAGCGCUGAAGAUCCACGUGUCGGCGGCGACUCGAGACGUUCUGCUAGAGUUCAACUGCUUUCAGCUGGAGCUCCGAGGGGAAAUCGACAUCAAGGGCAAAGGGAAGAUGACCACCUAUUGGCUGCUGGGAGAGAGCGACAGCCAAUGACAAAGCACUGUCAACAGGAGGACGACAGGAGAGGACGGAAGAAACGAGGAAAGGAACUGAGGAGUGAAUAAGGGGUAACACCGCUACAGAUGAGGGGACGAGGAAAGGACAGAAGGGAGCGCAGCUUGAAGGAAAGGAGGACUCACUCGAGCGCUCCCCGCCUCCUUGCUGCUUCCCAUCUCCGAGCAGAAGGACUUUGGAUGGAUUGGGACUGUCGGACGAGAGGAAGUGACACGGGAACGGAGGCACACGAGGACCCGGACUCUCCUCACACUCGGAUCAAAAGUGUCCUGCUUUCCGGUCCUGGAAAAAGAGUUUUUCGCCGUCGUCCCGCUGGUACUCCGAGCAGUUUGUCUCUCCACGCUGACGUUCACCAUGCUGCCUCUUCUUCACUUUUAUGUGGCCCUGCAUUCAUCAUCUUCAUUUCCUGUCCCUGCUGUCACUGGAGGAGGGGCACCUGGACAGAGCGCCGCCAUGCUAAGAUGGUGAGGCUAAGGCUAGCCAGCAGGUUUGAACCUGGAACCUCGUUGCUGUGAGUCAGCGGCGCUAACCAUUAACGUGGGGUGUAAUCUGAGCUCAGUACUGCCCCUGAGGCCAGACACAGGAAGCACCCACACCACAGCAGAGAGACGCUGUUUGUCCUGCCUGAGAAGCAAACACAGCUUCUGUGGGAGGAACAUCUGUGCUGUAGCCCCUCCCACAACCUCUGACGUCAGCGGCUGCGGCUUUGAGCACGUUUAUUUGGUGGAGCCGCACAUUUAAGAUGACCUCCUCCACAGUGAGGGUGAGACAGCGUAAAGUGCAACGUUAAAAAUGCAGAGCUGCUCUGAUUCUAGCGAGUAAAGACCAGAAGAGCCUGAACCUGCAGGGACCGACGGGAGCGCUUUAUAUACCUGCAAAAACAACCACGCUAACGUCCUCCUGCUUCCUCUUUGCCUCUUGUUUUCAUGUGACGUCCAUGACAGGAAGAACACCUGAUAGGGCAGAAAAGCAGGAAGUGAUGUGGGUUAGCUUCCUCGGGGGAGACUCGGCACAGCUGAGCUGACGGAGGCUGUUCAGCAGUUUGCUCUCUGUAUAUAAAUCAGUUUCACUGCAGUGAAGUCGAGUUUGUUUCACCUGAUUUUGUUCGAUAUCCCGACGGGACGAACACAUCGGAUCGGCCAGAGAGACAAAGGAGUCAAUCUAAUCUGUGAACUACAGCGUUCUCCAAAUAUCAUCAGUGAGGAAAAAACGGUCAAAGUUUCAGAAGCAUCAGUGUUUUUAUCACACAUGGUGAAGUGAGGAGUGAGCGCGGGCCCUCAGCUGCGUGCUGUCUGUUUGCAUCCCUGCAGCCAGGAGCUCCUGACUCAGGCUCGUAUACCACAGAGGACGCUGUGCAUCAGAAAAACGCUGAAGCUAAAAACAAAGCGCUGAGUUUGGGGACUGUUCUUCAAUAAGCGACCAGAUCAGCGUACGUCACCUCGCAACGAUCAAAGAAUCAACAUGGAAACCGCGCUGCCGUUUCAGAGCCCGAGAGGAACAAAAGACUGCAGAGCUGCAACGUGUCCGAGCACACCGUCGUCUUCUGCAGCUGCUCUACAGCAAACGCACAUCUGUGAGGCGCCGUCACAAACAGCUGGAGAACAUCAGAGACUUUCACCAAUCAGUGUUGAAUGGAUCAUUGUAACAUCUGCACAUGUUUCAGAUCAUUUAAAGUAAUUUAUAUUCUGUUUGUUGAAACUAGAUCAAUGUAUUUUAAUCCCACCAUCGUCUGAAUAAAAGCCUCGAGCUGUG
Pundamilia nyererei is the source of this 2877-nucleotide messenger RNA. Its product is annotated as atrial natriuretic peptide receptor 1-like. Gene Ontology annotation, biological process: protein phosphorylation; cGMP biosynthetic process; intracellular signal transduction. The transcript has 8 exons. Bases 31 to 1104 code for a protein of 357 amino acids. Gene Ontology annotation, molecular function: adenylate cyclase activity; peptide receptor activity; guanylate cyclase activity. NCBI's taxonomy places the organism in Eukaryota, Metazoa, Chordata, Actinopteri, Cichliformes, Cichlidae. Gene Ontology annotation, cellular component: plasma membrane. The record is from RefSeq and is a predicted model, not a curated record.